AUGGCGUCGACAUCGAGCGAACCGUCGCACCCGGUGCUCUUCACAACCGAGACACCCUACCCUCUGCCGUCGCAAAAGUUCAUGAUCCCUGCAUCAUGGAAGCGAUACCAGCUUUCACAGCUCGUGAACAAGGCUCUCUCCCUUUCAAAACCUAUACCAUUUGACUUUCUUGUACGAGGAGAGAUCCUACGAGGGUCAUUGGGAGAAUGGUGCGCGGAGAAGGGGAUCGGUGAGGAAGAGACGUUAGAGAUUGAGUACUUUGAGUCGGUGAUGCCGCCGCAGAAAACGUCCAGCCUACCACAUGAAGACUGGGUAUCAGCCGUGUCGUGCCAACUACCAGGCCACUUCCUCACAGCAUCCUACGACGGGUUCCUCCGCGUCUUCGACUACUCCCAAAAGCUGCUGCACGCAUCCGCCGCACAUCAGGCACCCAUCACUUCCCUCUGCGUCGUGCCCGCUCCAUCCUCUUCCCCAUCUGCGUCCACGCAGCUGCUCAUAACGGGCUCACAUGACCUCACAGCACACCUCACGCAGCUGUCCAUUCCUGACUCCGGCCCCGAUGAAGAAGUGCAUACACGGACGCUCGCCUCACUGCACCUGCACACCGCGGCUGUCUCCUCUGUCUCCUCGAGCGCGUCGGGCUCGCACGUCCUUACAUCAUCCUGGGACACACUCAUCGGAGUGUGGGACACAUCGAUACCAACGAUUGACGAGGUCCCGUUGGAUGAAAGUGACCGCAAAAAGCGCAGGAAGGUCGACGAUGACGCACAGCGACCACGGCGCAAGGCGCCUCUUACAGUGCUAAAGAGCCACACAGCGCGAGUAUCGAAAGCCGUAUUUGACCACGGGGCCGGCGAGAAGGCGUACAGCUGCGGUUUCGACUCCACCGUACGGACGUGGGACGUCGAGAACGGCGUAUGCGCUCACACGAUCACCGCCUCGUCAAAACCCUUCCUCGACCUCGCACUCACACAAUCCGGGAACAGCGCUCUCGCAGCGUCCACCGAUCGCACCGUCUGCCAAUACGACUUGCGCGCGUCUACUACGUCCGCAAUCACGCCUUCCACUGCGACGCUCGCCCACCCGGCGACGCCCUCGUGCAUCGUCGUCCCUCCUCCGUCUUCGGAUUCAGGACCGGGCGCGGAGCACCAGCUGCUGACGGGCGCGUACGACGGCGUCGUGCGCCUCUGGGACUUGCGCAGCGUCAAGAGCGCGGUGACGAGCUUCAAAGCGUGGGAGCAGGCGAAGGCGGGAAGGAAGGUGCUUAGUGUCGACUGGGCGAGGGGCAUCGUGGGCGUUGGUGGCGAGGGAGGUGUAGAGGUAUGGCGGGUGGGACACGGAGAACGUGCGUUGCCUAGCUGA
Laetiporus sulphureus 93-53 is the source of this 1362-nucleotide messenger RNA. Its product is annotated as WD40 repeat-like protein. Gene Ontology annotation, cellular component: preribosome, large subunit precursor. Gene Ontology annotation, molecular function: protein binding. Bases 1 to 1362 code for a protein of 453 amino acids. Lineage: Eukaryota; Fungi; Basidiomycota; Agaricomycetes; Polyporales; Laetiporaceae. The transcript is spliced from 4 exons. The record is from RefSeq and is a predicted model, not a curated record. Gene Ontology annotation, biological process: ribosome biogenesis.